Trichosurus vulpecula (common brushtail) is the source of this 1074-nucleotide messenger RNA. RefSeq names its product 5-hydroxytryptamine receptor 5A (gene HTR5A). Gene Ontology annotation, molecular function: neurotransmitter receptor activity; G protein-coupled serotonin receptor activity. NCBI's taxonomy places the organism in Eukaryota, Metazoa, Chordata, Mammalia, Diprotodontia, Phalangeridae. The record is from RefSeq and is a predicted model, not a curated record. Gene Ontology annotation, cellular component: plasma membrane; dendrite. Gene Ontology annotation, biological process: chemical synaptic transmission; G protein-coupled receptor signaling pathway, coupled to cyclic nucleotide second messenger. The transcript is spliced from 2 exons. Bases 1 to 1074 code for a protein of 357 amino acids.
AUGGACUGGCCUUUGAACUUCACCGGCUCCUUUUUCAUUCUCCCCUCCCCCUUCCCGACCAAUGGGAGCAGUGGCCCUGAGAAUCUUAGCCCCAGUCAGCCCCCACUCUCGAUCUUUGGCGUGCUAAUCCUCACCCUGCUGGGUUUACUGGUGGUGGCGACCUUCACGUGGAACUUGUUGGUCCUGGCCACCAUCCUCCGAGUGCGCACCUUCCAUCGGGUACCCCACAACCUAGUAGCCUCCAUGGCCAUCUCUGACGUACUGGUGGCAGCCCUGGUCAUGCCCCUGAGUUUGGUGCACGAGCUUUCCGGACGCCGCUGGAAGCUGGGUAGGCGGCUGUGUCAGCUGUGGAUCUCCUGCGACGUGCUGUGCUGCACUGCGAGCAUCUGGAACGUGACAGCCAUCGCCCUGGACCGAUACUGGUCUAUCACCCGUCACCUAGAGUACACUCUCCAGAUUCGCAAGCGCAUUUCCAAUGUCAUGAUCACCUUGACCUGGCUGCUCUCAGCAGUCAUUUCUCUGGCUCCUCUGCUCUUCAGCUGGGGGGAGACCUACUCGGCGGAUAAUGAAGAGUGUCAGGUGAGCCGGGAACCAUCCUAUACAGUCUUCUCCACUGUGGGCGCCUUCUACCUUCCCCUCUGCGUGGUGCUCUUUGUUUAUUGGAAGAUCUAUAAAGCUGCCAAGUUCCGCAUAGGCUCCAAGAAGACCAACAGCGUCACACCCGUGCCAGAAGCCGUGGAGGUAAAAGAGGCCCUCAACCAACCUCAGAUGGUAUUCACUGCUCGUCAUGCCAUGGUGACCUUCCAGACUGAUGGGGACACGUGGAGGGAAAAGAAAGAGAAGAAGGCAGCUCUCAUGGUGGGCAUCCUUAUCGGGGUGUUUGUGCUUUGCUGGAUCCCAUUCUUCAUCACUGAGCUCAUCAGCCCCCUCAGUUCCUGCGACAUCCCUCCCAUCUGGAAGAGCAUUUUCUUGUGGCUUGGCUAUUCCAAUUCCUUUUUUAAUCCUCUAAUCUACACAGCUUUCAAUAAGAAUUACAAUAGUGCCUUUAAGACCUUUUUUUCUAAGCAGCGAUGA